Molecule: messenger RNA, 1536 nt
Organism: Rotaria sp. Silwood2
Lineage: Eukaryota; Metazoa; Rotifera; Eurotatoria; Philodinida; Philodinidae
Source: the annotation of a GenBank genome assembly
AUGGUUGUUCUAAUAAUUGUUUAUACAUUUGUAGCAAUUGUUGUUUCUAUAUUCUUCAUCAUCUAUUGGAAUAUAGUUCGUCCAGAGAAGAGAAUAUACGAUGAACUUCGUAAUCAAGGCAUACCGGGCGAACCGUUCGUACCAAUCAUUGGUCAACUACCACAAAUUCGACGUGCUCGAGAAAAUGAUAGGGUUAUUGAGUAUCUGAGUGAACUAUUCCAGAAGCAUGGAAAUUAUUUUAUGUUUUCUAUGGGCCCUCUACCACGCAUAAUGAUCAGUGAACCUGACCUACUUGCGGAUGUUCUUGGCAGAGCACAUGCACAAGACUAUUUUAAACCAACAAUAUUUCUUACUGUCUUCAAAUCAUUAACUGGUACACGCAAUCUUUUGGUCAGAGAAGGAUUAGAUCAUGAGCGGGCUCGAAAAAUGCUCAAUCCAGCUUUUCAUUUUAUGAACCUGAAAUCGAUGGUGUCCAUCAUGGCUGAUCAGACAUCUAAAGCGAUUGAUCAAUUGCUAAUGCCAUCGGACGAAAAAUCUAUUGAUUUUCAGAAGGAAUUCAGCUCAUUGACACUGGCAAUUAUCAUAUCGUGUGCUUUUGGUACGGGUCUGGAAAAUAUGCCUAAUGCUAAUGAGAUUAUAUAUCGAUCAAUCUCGGAAAUUUUCGAGGCAAUUAGAUACCGAACAAUGCGUAUGAUCAGUCAAAUUCCUCUACUAGCACAAUUGCCUUUCUGGCGCAAACGUCUUAUGGAUGAGAAUUCCCGAAAAGUGUCCGAUUUCGUUGAACAGAUUAUUGCUGCUCGACGAAAAGGUCGAUCUGCUAGUUUGUGUGCCGGUGCCGACCUUCUCGAUUUGCUGCUCUCAGCUGUGGAUGAUCAAGGACAACCGUUUAGUGAUCAGGAAGUGAAAGACGAGGCGUUGACUUUUGUGGUAGCGGGUCAUGAAACAACCGCCAAUCUUAUGACAUGGGCCAUGUAUGUUUUGAUGACAAACGAAUCUGUAUUACGUGCUUGUCGUGAAGAAGUUGAACAGGUGCUGCCAAAUGGAAUGAUACCCAGUUAUGAACACAUCAACAAUCUACAAGUAUGCGAAGCCAUUUUACAGGAAACACUUCGUCUCUACACGCCGGUACCCUGGUUCGUACGAAAAAGUAUUCGCGAGCACAUCAUCGGUAGCGAUGGCCACCGUCAAGUGCGUAUUCCUGUCGGCACAACCGUUGCAAUUAUGACUUACAUGCUCCAUCGACGUGCUGACUUAUGGCCUCGACCACUCGAAUUUGAUUAUAUGCGGUGGAUGCGUGAUCCAGUGACUGGUCUCAAACCGAAACUUGCCCAUCCGUUCUGCUAUUUACCAUUCGCUGCCGGUCCACGUAAUUGUAUUGGACAAAAUUUCGCCUUGCUUGAAGCCAAAGUUAUGUUGGCAAUGUUCGUACAACGAUGCAAUUUUUCAAUCGAGCCCGAUCAAACAAUCGUACCCCAGAUUACUAUUCCGAUGAGACCCAAAUAUGGCUUAAAGGCUCGAGUGAUGAAACGAUCAUAA